Molecule: messenger RNA, 2353 nt
Organism: Abrus precatorius (Indian licorice)
Lineage: Eukaryota; Viridiplantae; Streptophyta; Magnoliopsida; Fabales; Fabaceae
Product: protein trichome birefringence-like
Exons: 5
Coding region: 137-1969 (610 amino acids)
Cellular component (GO): Golgi apparatus
Molecular function (GO): O-acetyltransferase activity
Source: RefSeq, a predicted model, not a curated record
CUGUCCCCCUUUACUUUCCCGGUCACACACACAGACACAGUCGUUACUGAUGUAUCAACAUCUCUGUACGCUUUAGUGUGCAACAACUACUUCACUUUCUCUCUCUGUCACCGGAUCUCAUCUUUAGUUUCACUUCAUGCCCAUGGCUGAUGCCACCAAAUACGUUCCCAUCGGUGGAACCAACAUGGCCAUAGACCUCAAAAACCUCUUCUCCAUUCUCAGAGCCAGAAAAACAGUAGCUUUUGCCUAUGCUUUUAUGCUUGUCUUCGUUUCUUUCACUGUUUUCUUAGCCUUCUCACCCUCUCCAAACGCUUCCUCUCCCUGGUUCACCAACAUAUUCUCCUCUUCCUCUGCCACGACUACCACACCUACUUCAUACAAAUCUCAACUUGCUUCCAUUUUCUCCUUCUUUUUCCCAAACAAUACUUCACCCCCUAUUUUUAAUUAUCCCACUGAUCCCCUGCAGAACAACACUAACACUUCUAGAUCUAGCAAUGCCACUUCUCAAUCUUCUAUUCCCAACACAAGUACUAAGACACUCACACCAACCUCUUUAGAAAACCCAACACAAACCUCGGUAAAUUCAUCCCAUGAUGCAGUUCCUGUUCCACGCACAAACCACACCACAAAUUCUCCUGUUGUAACUAAAGAAGCGUCGGGUGUCAAAAAUCACACCGAUGAAGCUAAAGCCACGAACACAAAUGCUUCUGCCCCUGCAACCAAUGUUUCAGUGGCUUCACCUAUUCAGAAAGUUCCAGUGGGGUCUCAUCAGAACUCGAGUUUUAAUUCUUCGGCAAAGGGUGUUGUGUCGAGUAAUAAUUACACGGCUUCACUAGCCAGAAAACAGAGCAAUGGGAACAAUCACGCUAAGGGGGAGGAUGACUUGAUGGAGUCUUUGAUCAAGUGUGAUUUUUUUUAUGGAGAAUGGGUUAAGGAUGAUUCUUAUCCUCUCUAUGCCCCAGAUUCUUGCUCUUUGAUUGAUGAACAGUUCAAUUGUAUUCGGAAUGGAAGGCCUGAUAAACAAUAUCAGAAAUAUAAGUGGAAGCCCAAGGACUGCAGCCUCCCAAGGUUGGAUGCCCAUCGAAUGUUGAAUUUGCUGAGGGGCAAGCGGUUGGUUUUUGUUGGCGAUUCCCUCAAUAGGAAUAUGUGGGAGUCUAUGAUUUGCAUUUUGAGAAAUGCUGUGAAGGAUAAGAGCAAAGUUUAUGAAGCAAAUGGAAGGGUCCAUUUUAGAGGCGAAGCCUCUUAUUCAUUUAUAUUCAAAGAUUAUAACUUCUCCGUGGAACUCUUUGUAUCCCCAUUCUUAGUUCAAGAGUGGGAAGUUCCUGAUAAGAACGGGACGAAGAAGGAAACACUUCGUCUCGAUUUAGUUGGUAAAUCAUCUUCUCAAUACAAAGAUGCAGAUAUUAUUGUCUUCAACACUGGGCACUGGUGGACUCAUGAUAAAACUUCCAAAGGGAAGGACUAUUACCAAGAGGGUAGCCAUAUUUAUGAUGAAUUAAAUGUUCUUGAGGCAUUCCGAAGAGCAAUUACCACCUGGAGCAGGUGGGUUGAUGCCAACAUAAAUCCAUCUAAGACCAUGGUCUUCUUCAGAGGGUAUUCUGCUUCCCAUUUCAGUGGUGGACAAUGGAAUUCAGGUGGACAAUGUGAUAGUGAAACUGAUCCCAUUGAUAAUGAGAAGUACUUGACAGAGUACCCACCUAAGAUGAGAGUUUUGGAGAAAGUGCUAAAGUAUAUGAAAACCCAUGUGACCUACCUAAAUAUCACUAGAAUGACAGAUUUCAGGAAGGAUGGUCAUCCCUCAAUAUACAGGAAGCAAAAUCUAUCACCUGAGGAAAGAAAAUCACCAUUGAGAUACCAAGAUUGCAGUCAUUGGUGCCUUCCGGGUGUUCCUGAUUCUUGGAAUGAAAUUCUCUAUACUGAACUUCUUAUACGAGAGUAUCGGAAUAAGCAUCAGCAGAAGAAAACAUAGGUAAUAAACUACCAAACUUGUGCCUCAUAUUCAAUGAGUUAACGAAUACACAAUUUUUGUCCCACCAAUAUCCCAGGAUAGUGAAAGAAAGAAACCAUACGGAAAAUGCCUUUUCUAGUUUAUUUAUAGGUUAAAAAGUGUUAAGUGAAAAUGUUAUAUAUAAUUAAGCUGAAGCGAGCCUUGAAACUUUGCAAUAAAAUUGUUCAUAUGAAUGGCAUAAGGUGGUGAGGAGAGGAGAGAAUAGGAGGGUGGUUUAGUUUGUCAAUGUAGAUCAUCCCUUCUUUUACAUCUUCAUUCACUUGCUAGCCUGAAAGGCUGAUUCCUAUUGUAAAUCUGUAAUCAAUUAGAUUUUGUUUAAUAUUAUAAAUUAUUAAUUUAUUGAGC